Sarcophilus harrisii (Tasmanian devil) is the source of this 7063-nucleotide messenger RNA. Its product is annotated as KIAA0825 ortholog. Lineage: Eukaryota; Metazoa; Chordata; Mammalia; Dasyuromorphia; Dasyuridae. The coding region runs from base 233 to 4096 and encodes 1287 amino acids. The record is from RefSeq and is a predicted model, not a curated record. The transcript has 20 exons.
UCUCUGAUGUUAUGGUCCUCUUCGAGAACGAAGGGCAAAAAGGCACAUUAAGCCAACCGAACUUUUCCCUAAGUGAGACUUCACAAAUCUUAGCGGGGCACACGACCGCGCCCGGAAGUCUGAUCCAAGUUUCAGCCGUGUCCGGCAGGCGAUAGAAUUACUACGCGGCCGGACGAGGCACCGCACGCACGCACGCACGCUUUGACCCGCACAACAACUCUGGUUCCUUGAAAUGGACUGGGGAGAUGAAUAUUCUUAUAAUUCUUUUGACAUAGAAUGUUUGUUAAAUUCAUUUCCUGGAGACCUGGAAUUUGAACAAAUCUUCAGUGACAUUGAUGAAAAGAUUGAGAAAAAUGCUGCAAGCUUGCAACAGUGUCUAAAAGAUAUCCAGUGUGAAGUUAACAAAAGGUGUGGUUCUGAUGUUCCACUACAAACCACAAGUGACUGCCUCGAAUGGUUAAAUAACUACAGUUCCAGUUCGCUCAAACCACCUUCCUGUUCUCAUGGAGAUUUGAUCAAAUUCCUCAAAACCUUGCAAGAUUUAUUGAAGAAUGAACAAAAUCAAGAAGAAAUGAUCAUGGAUCUCCUUUUGGAUAUCUCUAGUCAGUGUGGAGUUUCAUUCCCAUGUACCCCAAGUGGAACAUCUUUUCUAUUCACAUCUAGAACUUCUCUACAUGCAGUUGAAGAUCAUUCAUCUAUGGAUGUAAAGUCUUUGUGGGAUGAUAUCAGAUUGCAUCUUCGACGCUUCUUACUGAGCAAAUUACAGAGUCAUAAUAAAAUAAACAAUUCACCGCACACUAUUUCAUUUAAAACUCACUGCAUUCGACAGCUUUUGUUUCUUUAUCCAGAAUCAGAAGUUUUAGCCAAGUACCAAAGCCUACAGAAUAAAUUGGUUACUCACCUCCUAGAGAAUUCUUUUUUAUCUUACAACAGAGAAGCAAAUUUAGACACAGUGAUACAUGGAUACCAAAAUUGCAUACUUAAAUUAUGCAAAAUGAUUAAACAGGAUUUUUAUGUACUAAGUGAAAUUUUAGCUCCUUCUUCAGUACUAAAAUUCAUUAAUGAAACUUACCUGGAUUCCAUUAAGGAAGAAAUGACAAAUUUUCUGGAAAAAUUUUGUGAACUACAAUUCAAAGAAAAUGCUGUCCAUGUGGUUAAAACAGGCAAGAGUUCCAGCAAACAUAGAGGAGCAGUGCAUGCUUUGGUUACUCAUGAAUGCCCACGAAAAGGAAGAAACAUCUGCCUCUCCUUAUAUGAACUCAGAUUCCUAUCACAACUCAUAAAACCUCUGUUAAAAUUGGAAAAGGAAGUUCAAGACCUUUCCCAAGAAUUGCUCUCACUGCCCAAGAUAUCCAGACAUACUUCAGGAGCUUGGAAGAAAUCUAGUGGAGAAUUUUUAAUACAGGAAGCGAGAGCAAAUGAAACUAACAUACUACCUGAGAAAUUACUGCAGAUAAAAGAGUAUACUUUACUAGAUUUUGGCUGGAGAAGUGCAUUUAAAGAGGUGUCUCUUUCGGUGGUUCGUUGUUUAACAAUAGCAAUGGAAGAUCAUGCCAUUAAAAUUCUCCAUCGUGAACAGAAUGAAAAAUCUUCAGCUGUAAACUAUACUAUGAGUCUUGUAAAUGUUCACUCAGUUUGGGAGCUGUGCAGAGCAACUCCUGAGGAAGACCAACCAAAAAAAAUUGUGAAGGUUUGUUCUGACAUCAUGGAAGAACUUGACAUGAUGCUUCCUCUAGCUCUCGCAUGCAGAGAUGGUUCAUUUCAGGAAAUUAGAGCAAACUUUGUGGAGGCCUGUUGCAAAGUAGCAACAGCUGUCCUGGCAAGGUUGGAAGAGAGAAGCAAGGAAGUUCCUUCCAAAAUACCCUUGCAAAAUUUAUAUACUCUUCUCGCUACAGCAAUAUUUGUCUUUCAGCAUUUUAUGCACUAUGAUGAUUUGAUGAAAGAAACAAGUAAGAAACCCCUAUUCCUAGUGCCUGUCCAACGAUAUCAGGAACUCAUCAGCACUCUCCAGUUUCAAAUUACAGACUACUGCGUCAGAGUUUGUGCUACAAGCAUUUUACAAGAUGCAGAGAGCCACCACUGGGAUGACUACAAAGCUUUUUAUGAGGGGGAAAGAUGCUCAUUCUCUAUCCAGAUGUGGCAUUAUUUCUGCUGCGCUCUCCAUCAUGAUCUGUGGGCUGCUCUACCCCCCAAGUUAGCCCAAGAGAUUCUCAUAGAUGUGUUGGAGAAAUCUUUGGAUCUGCUGGCCUCCAGAUAUUCUCAGGCCCAUCCCAGUUAUAAGAGAACUCCACAGAUAAGGUUUGAUGUUACUGCAAUUUUAAUAUGCAUCGAAGAAAUGCUCUGGUCAAUUUGUAGAUCAGUACAAGAACUUUUGAAUCCUUGUGAAUGUAUAAAUGAAAAGAUCUUGAAAAUUCAUACCCACUGUAAUAAUCUAUUUACAACAAUGAUCAUUUUGACAUCACCAUUAACAGAAUUAUAUAAGACAUUUGAGAAUGGCACUGAUCUUAUAUCAGAUUCUUCAGAGUCAUCUUUCAAUCAACCAUUACAUUGGAUUUCUUGCAUAGAACAUUUUUCUCCUUCUUUCCUUAGGAUUCCAUCAGCUGGAGGAAUGGCAGUCCAGGGUCGACUGAAACUGCUCUUAUCCCAACCCUGUUGUAAUUGGAACUUGCUUUUGGAAACCCUCCUGCAUGAUGAUUGUCUGAUACUAAAAAUUUUGUUGAGAAGUGAGUUUUGUGUUGGUACCUUAUCAAAAUAUGAAGAAAAAGUUCUUCAUGUGGGAAAGAUGCCUAAUCAAGAGCCUACUUUGACAGAAACAAUCUUCAAAUUGUUAUCCUAUUGCAGUCUUUCUCCUCAGUCACUUGGAAGGGUCUUCAUCAACUAUAUGGAACUAGAACAAUUAUGGAAUUUUUUAUAUGACAUUCCAGCUAAAAGUAACAUGGAGUCUGAACCAGAGAUCAUCAGAUGCUUGAAGAUGACAUUGACUGAAGCAGUCAAGAGCAUCAUAAAGCAAUUAACUUCACUGAUGACUUCUUGGGAAGCAGCAGGAAGCUGUGGAGCGUACUCACACAAACAAGCUUUUCCUGAAAGUUUACUUAAGACAGUUCCAAAAGAAUGGAGUUAUAAUGCAAAAGAAAUGAAAAGAAAAGAAUUGGGGAAAGGAUUCACAAGAUUUGCAGCUCAGGCGGUAUCUAUUGUAAUCAGCGAGUUACCCACCGUGAUUGCAUGUUUGCCUCCCCCAAUUAAGUACUUCUUUUUUCUGUGUGAGAGAAAAAUGUCAAAAAACUUUGUUGAAUUGAAGAAAACUGGUCUGCUUGUCUGGAACCUGAUUGUAAUUAUAUGUCGGAUAGUUGAGGAUGGAAACACCUUGGAAUUUUUAACGGGUACCUUGCUUGACAGUUGGAGUAAAGAGAAACUCAGUUUAGUUUGUGUGUGUUUAGAAAGCAUUAUGGGAAAGCAGAAAAGUAGCCCUAAUCAAGUGACCCAGCGGGUUAUACACAGCAUUGAGCAACAAAAACCAAACUGGAUUGAAAGCCAGUUGCUGAAAGCAAGAAAAUUGAGCACAGAAUGUGCACUUAUGGUGGUAGAAGAAGGCACAGCCUCAGAAGAAGGUAUUGCUCUUGAAUUGACUGAGCAGAAAAUAAACAUGAUGGUCCUGGAUAUCUGCCACAAACCAGGUGGCAGUGAGUACCUGAGGCAAAUUUAUCACAUCAUCCGGCUCAAUGAGGAAUAUUUGAAAGAACAGCUGUCUUCGAUGAAUGUACCAGAGGAAAACACAUUACCUACCGGACCUUUAAAAGUGACCUUGAAGAGCCUGGAAAAGCAGCCUCCUGCUUUUAACCCUUUUCAGGUGUAUAAGUGGUUUAGUAAAAAAAUGCUGGAUCAGUCAGCCAUAACUAAAUGGGACUGGAAUUGGUCAAACUUGUUGCCAAGUUAUCUGGGACUGAAUAAAACGACCUUCAGGGCACUGCUUAAGAACAGGUGGGAGAUGAGGGCAGAUGAAACCCUAGAAGAGGAAGAAAAAGUGAUGCUGGAACGUUUGAAAACAAUGUGUUUGAUCCAGAGCUCUUCUGCCUCAGAUAACCCAGAGGAACAGUGAUCUGCAAAAAAGGGGAAAAAAAGGCAACUGAUAUAUUUUAGGAAGUCUUAGCAUGCCAUGGAGCGUGUUUCAUCCUAGAAUCGGAAUACACCUCAGAUGUGCUGUGAAGCAUGAAACCAAUGGCUUAAGUAAGCCCUGUACAGAAAAUGAGUAGUUAUUAAAGCAUAAGGAACAUAGUGGCGUUAUAUAUUUUUUAUUUUUUAAAUUAUAGUUUAAAAUUGCCUUUUUAAACUUGUCUUCUUCUGUGAUGUGACUGCUGCUACCUUGCAUUCUCUUUGAAUGUCUUUAUUUUUUUCUCUUUGGAUUUUUAAAGCAUCUGUGAAAGUAGGCCAGAUUGUUGGAAAAUAUCAUCAUACCUCCUGGUUAUUUGAUAUAUGUGGACCACUACUAAAACAGAAUGAUAUUCUUAAAGGGAUAAUGGUCAUCCUAGUCCUCCAAGCCCAGAAUUUUGAAGGCAUCUCCAAUUACUCAACCACCAUCAGUCCCCAGAUGCAGUCUAUCACAAAGUCCUUCCUUUCUCUGUAUUUCUUUGAUGGGCCUCCAUUAAUUUUAUAACUGUAGUCUAUAAGCUUUCUCCUGAAUUACUACUACUGUAACUAAUGUACCAGCUUCCCUACCUACCUCUAGCCUUUCCUCACUGCACUCCUUUUCAUUGCAGUAACAAGAGUUCUUUUUCUAAGGUAACCUUUGAAUACAGGAACCUUGUUUCUCUUGCUGCUCCCAUCAAAUUAAAGUUUCUUUAAAUUAAAUCAGAUCCAAAGUGAUGCUUUAAGUUCACCCACCCAUUAGCCCCCCAUCUUGCCAAAUGCCCUUGUCUCCUAUACCCUCUACUGCAUAAAAAGAGAAGCUAUCUUCCUCCAAACCUGACAAGUAUGUUUAUAUUUGUCAAAACUGUAGAAAUAUAUUGACAAUCUCUCACCUCUGAGUCAUCACACUUAACAUUGCCCAACCAGAAAUACCUACAACUUCCACUAACCUCUUCCUUUACCAUGUCCAAAACUCAUCCACUUUCAAGACACCUUUUCAGAAAAUCACCUGCCUUUUUCCUAUCUCCACUUCUCCUAUUUCCAGGCAUUUAUUAUCACUCAUGUCCAUGUCAUUAAAGGUCUAUUCUAGCUACUACAGACCCAGAGCUAAUUAUGGAAAAUUAUUUUUCUGUCACUUGCAUUUAUAUAUACUAUUAUAUUUAUAUUUGCCAUGAUUAUUGUCCUUAUUCUUGAAGGCCUAAUAGCGUGUUCUACAUAGAUGCAACACUCACUAGCUGAUUAAUUGGCAUAGUGGGAAAUAAUCUAUAAGACAACUGGCUAAAAACCCCAUCAUAAGGUUCAUUAGAGAUCAAACAUGAGAAAAUUGGCCUUCUCAGUAAUAGGUCUUUCAUUUCUCUAUAAUUCUUUUAAAAUAUUUUGGUGUUUUUUAUUUUAAAGGAAAAAGGUUCUUUUGUUUUAUGUUGUUUUCUUACCAUUUUUAAAAAAUGGGUUGAGUGCAUUGAGGGAUUGCAGCUACAGAGAAUCUCUUGCUUUAUUUCUUUAAAUAAAAAUGCACAAAUGGCCUAUGUAGCUGCCUGCCAAAUAAACUACUUUAUUUUUAAGAGUAUACUUUAUUUGGCCAGUAUAGUCAUGAGCCUAAUGCUUUAGGACAUGGCAGAAGGAAUUUCUUAAAAUGGGAGAAGUUUUUUUUUGUUGUUUUUUUUUUUUUUUGUGACAGAAGAGACAGACUAGUUUAAAAGUCUGCAGCUCGUAAAUAGUUAUGAGAAGAAAACUUUUAGAGUUUUGGACUUUCCCAUUUUAUUUUAUUGAUCCAUUAAGUCAAAGAUAGCUUAUUAAUCCAUUAUGUUGAAUAUGAAGCUUAUCUUACCCAUGUAUAUAUCCUGUAAAUAAAAGGCUAUUAAAUAAAAAAAAAUUAAAAAAAAAAAAAAAAAGAAUAUGAAGCUUACCAUAAAUACUUACUACAGCAAUCAGCAUAAGGCAACAAAGGACUUUAUUGAAGUGACCUUGGUGCUUCCAUAUGUGCUAAACUUGAAGGAGAACUGUAUGUUCUUUAUUUAACUGAACACUAAAAUGGAAAGUCACUAUAAAAAUAAAUUGACCUGACAACCACAUAGAAGAACUUACGAGGUUCUCAAAUCUGGGUGGCUUUUCGUGAUGAUUUCAUCUGCCUAAUGGUCACCUCCUAAAACCUAUGGGGCCUGAACUAAUUAUACUAGGGAUGAGACAUUUCUCUUAUCAAUAUUAGCCAAUAGUAGACGUGCUUCUUCUGGAACCUCAUUUUUCUCUUUUGAUCCCAUUUCAAACUGAAAGAGAAAUAUUGAUGGGGGGGGAGUGGAGACUAGAACAGCUAACAAAUGAGCAGAUCUUUUGGCUCUGGACUAUAUUAACUCCAUGAAUUUACUGUCAGAGUAAGUGUCAGAAGGUGUAUAAUUAAAAAUGUUAAAUGACAUAUCACUGAUUUUUUUUUUUUGGAAAGACAGUUUUUGAUUUAUACUUAAUGCCUUUCUUAAAGUACAAUAAGGAGUGGUUCUUCAAAAGACUUGCUCAUUUUGACAUCUGUUUCACAGUGACAAAAAAUUAAUGUACAGAGGAAGCCAAUGCAGCUUUAUUGAAUUUACCUCCUCAAACUAUUGUCUUCUUUACCUGGGAAGUAUGAAUCAGCCUAUAAGUUGUCUUAAAUUUAUUUCAUUUUUUAAAGGGAACUAGCCAUAUAUUUGUAAACUAGCAAUUCUGUACAAUUCUCCUGUUACAUUUACUGACCUAGUAAUGGAUUUAUAAAAUAGAUUACUAUUAAGAUUAUUAGUAAUUACUGUAUGAAGUAUAAUUCUAUACACAAAUACACAUAAAUGUUAAGGAUUCCUAGCUUUUAUUUUAUAAUCUGUAAGAUACAUAUUACUAUAUUCUCAGGAUAAGUUUAGAACUUUGUUACAUAAGUACCAACUGUAAUCAAAGAAUGAGAAAUAAAAAGCAUUUGUUUCUA